Vidua chalybeata is the source of this 1690-nucleotide messenger RNA. RefSeq names its product bactericidal permeability-increasing protein-like. Bases 15 to 1454 code for a protein of 479 amino acids. Gene Ontology annotation, biological process: innate immune response; defense response to Gram-negative bacterium; lipopolysaccharide-mediated signaling pathway. The transcript has 15 exons. Gene Ontology annotation, molecular function: lipopolysaccharide binding. The record is from RefSeq and is a predicted model, not a curated record. Lineage: Eukaryota; Metazoa; Chordata; Aves; Passeriformes; Viduidae.
UGCAGGAAGCCAGGAUGGGAAUGCAGAGCGUGGCAGUGGCUUGCGGGGCACUGGCCUUGUGCCUGGCACUCACCACAGCCACCAACCCCGGCUUCGUGGUGAGGAUCACCCAGGCAGGCUUGGACUACGCCCAACAGCAGGGGAUCGCAAUCCUGGAGAAGGAGCUGGCCCAGCUGACGCUGCCAGACAUCUCGGGGGACUCUCGUGUCUUGCAUGUGGGGAAGGUGCGCUAUUCAUUCUCCAGACUGCGCCUUCGUGAUUUCCACUUGCCACACUCACGGAUUACCCCGAUCUCCAACGUGGGCCUGCAGGUCUCCAUCUCCAACGCCUUUGCUGAGCUGGAUGGAGACUGGCGGGUGAAAUUUCUCUUUAUCCGGGACCAUGGAUCUUUUAACCUGAAGGUAGAAAAUGUCUACUUGAAAAUCGCCCUGAGGCUGGGCAGUGACACCACUGGGAAGCCCACCAUCAGCACCUCGGACUGCAGUGCCCGCAUCUCCAAAGUCCGGGUGCUCUUUUCAGGCAAGCUUGGGUGGCUUUACAACCUCUUCCACCGCGUUAUUGAAUCCAAGUUGCGGAAGAAUUUAGAGAGAAAGGUGUGUGACAACGUGGUCGAGUCUGUGCAGAAUGAGCUCCAGACGUACAUCCGGACGCUGAGAGUCACAGCCAGGAUAGAUGACAAGAUUGGGAUCGAUUAUUCCUUGGUGGCACCCCCAAGAGCUACCGCCCAGUCCCUGGAUGCAGACUUGAAGGGUGAAUUCUACUCCCUGGCCCACCGCUCCACCGUCCCCUUCUCCCCGCUGCCACUGGCCUUCCCCUCGGAUCACGAGCGCAUGGUUUACUUUGGAGCCUCCAGCUACUUCUUCAACACAGCUGGCAUUGCCUACCACAAGGCCGGGGCACUGGUCUUUGAAAUCACAGAGGCCAUGAUCCCAAAGGAAUCGGAAUUCAGGUUGGAUACCUCUGCCUUCUCAGCCUUCAUUCCCCAGCUGGAGGAGAUGUACCCAAACAUGCCAAUGAAGUUCAGGCUGUCCACUCCCACUGCUCCGUUCCUGACUAUUGGACCUGGAGGAAUCUCAUUCCAGCCCAUUGUGGAUGCCCAGGCUUAUGCCAUCCUUCCCAACUCCAGCCUGGCUCCUCUCUUCCUCCUCAGCCUGACAGGGAACAUGUCCGCUGUCAUCAACGUGAGAUCCGGCCGCAUAGUUGGGAGCCUGGACGUGGGCAGGAUCAGGCUGUCUCUGAAGGAUUCGGCUGUCGGCCAUUUCCAGGUGCGAAUGAUGCAGUCCUUAACGAACAUCCUUACUUCCAGCAUCCUGCUCCCACGUCUCAAUGCCCGCUUAGAUGAAGGCUUCCCUCUGCCACUUCUGGACAGGAUUCAGCUCUCCAAUAUCCUCGUGAGGUUCCACCAGAAUUUCCUGCUGCUUGGAGCAGAUGUUCGCUUCCAGCCCCGGGGAUGAAGAUAAGGCGAUGAGAGCCCUUCAGCACCAAAUAUGCUCCAAUCACCACUUUGCCCUUCCCUGCAUGAGCCAAAGACCACCAGACCUGCCAGUGUCCUGCACUGCUGCCUUGGCCCAGACCCUCCGUGCUCCUGCUGGGGCCUCACCUGAUGCUACCAUGAGCUGGGGGUCACCUGCCCUGGGCCACCCAGUCCCCUCCUUCCUCUGAGCAGCAAUAAAGGCAUUGGUGCUUGGGA